This is a messenger RNA of Lontra canadensis (Northern American river otter), 1300 nucleotides long. It is a transcript of the gene TAL2, whose product is annotated as TAL bHLH transcription factor 2. The transcript is spliced from 3 exons. The record is from RefSeq and is a predicted model, not a curated record. NCBI's taxonomy places the organism in Eukaryota, Metazoa, Chordata, Mammalia, Carnivora, Mustelidae. The coding region runs from base 187 to 504 and encodes 105 amino acids. Gene Ontology annotation, molecular function: RNA polymerase II cis-regulatory region sequence-specific DNA binding; DNA-binding transcription factor activity, RNA polymerase II-specific; protein dimerization activity. Gene Ontology annotation, biological process: regulation of transcription by RNA polymerase II.
UUUCCUUGUGCUGAGCUCCUGCUGGACCUGCCUCCAGGACUGCAGGGGUCUGGUGAGGGGGUUCAAGACACUUCAUCACUCUGUUCAUCCUCUUCUAAAUGUGGUCCAGGCUGGAUAUUUUAGGUCUUGUGCAGUGAGGCCCAACUCUCCAGGUCCCUUUCUCUUUCCUGUCUCAGGAGUUCAAACAUGACCAGGAAGAUCUUCACAAACACCAGGGAGCGGUGGAGGCAGCAGAACGUCAACAGCGCCUUUGCCAAGCUGAGGAAGCUCAUCCCCACUCACCCUCCAGACAAAAAGCUGAGCAAAAAUGAAACGCUUCGCCUGGCAAUGAGGUACAUCAACUUCUUGGUCAAGGUCUUGGGGGAGCAAACCCUGCAGCAAACAGGAGUGGCUGCUCAGGGAAACAUUCUGGGACUCUUCCCCCAAGGAUCCCACCUGCCGGACAGGACUCUACUCGAUGACUACCAGGUCCCUUCACUUGACCCAAGCCACAGCAUUGCAUAGUGGGGCUCCGGCUGUCAUCACCCAGGGCAGCCCUUGCUCUGAAGCCACUGGCUGUUGACAGCCUUUUGCAUGUUCCAGUGUCAACUUGAUGAAUAAUUUGUGAGGAAUGCACUUAUGCUUCACAGGAGGUGGCUCAGGGACAGCUGCAGGGAGCCAGACAGAGGCCAUGAGGAAGAUGGCUUUGGAGUCUGCUACCCCCGGAGCUCCAGACAGAGCAGCCUGCCUCUAUUUUAUGUAUCCAGGAUCUGCAUAAGAUGUUGUUUGGGAGGGGGGAAGUGUAGGUUAAAAACAGGCUUGGAAAUCACUGUUUUACUCAGUAUGUUUUCAAUUAUAAGGAAGGAGUUUUCCCAUAACAGAUCUCAAAUGGAUGAGUAGAAAAUGCUUCCCUCAGAACACAUUUUACAGUUUGUUUUGAAAAAUGAGGUAUAUGUGAUCGAGGGUGAACAAAAUAAGGUUGAUAAAUGUGAAGAGAGCCCUCACAGAAACCAACCUGGAGACUUGUGGAAACGUGAGAGAGACCCUUCUCACACGUGAGGAUUACAGGAACAUAGCAGAUACAUGUGGAAGAGCUCUGCAUCCUUUAUCCCUGUGGAAAUAUGAAGUAUUACCUGCAUUGAACCAUUUAUAUCUUUGUUAUCUCUAAAGCUGAACGGUGGAUUAUAUCUGUUAGAGGAAAGGACUUGAUAAUUUAUGAAUUAGAGUUCAUAGUUUUCUUAUGAAAAACAGGUAGCUAAAAUAGGUUAUCUAACCCCUUAGUUGCACAUGUCAGACAUUAAAACGUUUAAUUCAGCUCAAG